AUGUUCGGACUUGUCCAUUGUGAUGAAUCAAUUUUAGCACGACAAGCUACUGAUCCGAAGCUUUUUUUUGUUCGAACAUUAGUCAAAAAUUGGCUUUGGCCUAUUAUAACUUGUUUUGGUGUAACCGGCAAUAUUCUUGCCAUAAUUGUACUUACAAAACGUCGUAUGAUUAUGUCGUCAACAAAUAAUUAUUUAGCUGCAUUAGCUCUCGUUGAUAUAGCUUAUCUUACAUUAACACUUAUACUCAAUACAUUUCAACAUCCAUGUUUUACUGGUACUUCAUUAUCGGCUAUACUCUUAACAAUAUGUCGACCAAUAGCAGAUUUUUCAUCAAAUACAAGUGUUUGGCUUACAGUUACAUUUACAAUUGAACGUUGGGUGGCUGUAACUUAUCCAUUACAAAGUCGUACAUGGUGUACUGUAAGUCGAGCAAGACGAAUUAUAAUAAGUGUUAUGUGUGCUGCAUUAAUAUGUACAUCACCAUCAGCUUUUGAAAUGAAACUUGUACGUGUUACUGAAAUAAAAAAUUUGACCGAACCCAAUGAAAAAACAUUAUUGACAAGCCGUAUAUGUGCUAAACCAACCGUAUUAGGCAGCAGUUUACUAUAUCAUCAAAUUUAUUUUAAUUUUGUUACAUUUGCUAUUAUUUGGAUACCAUUAUUAUUUCUUGCUAUUUUUAAUACAAUUCUAAUUAUUCAUGUUCAUCGUUCAAAACAAAAAGAACAUCGAAAUAGUGAAGGAAUUCAAUUACGUCGACAUAAUCAAGGAAGCCAAGGUGAACAAAGAAAAACAACAAUUAUGUUAAUUGCUGUUGUUAUUGUAUUUACUGUAUGUCAAAUACCGCAAGCAAUAUCUUUAACAGUUCAAUCAUUUUUUCCUAUAUUAUCUCAAGCACCAAAAGUUCUUAUUUAUAACAAUUUUGCAAAUUGUUUAGUUGCUUUAAAUGCUUCAAUAAAUUUUGUAUUAUAUUGUUGCUUUUCGGAUCGAUUUCGUUCAACAUUUAGUUCAAAUUUUUCGUUUUUAAGUAAAUAUUGUGCACCUUAUGUUGUAGCCAAUUGGAAAUUAAAACCAGUUAAUAAUAAACAUUCAAUAUCCAUUGAUAAUAUGUCAUCUAAUUAUCUGGAUAAUCAUUCAAAUUAUUCAGUACAUGGACAAAGUACAAAUCCUCGUUUAUCAAAUAUGAGUUGUGAAAUGAAUCAAAAACGUUUAAAAAGAUCAUCGAGUAAUCAUUCACACAAACAAUCACAAAUAUCAAAUCAAAACCCACGAUCUUGGGCAUCAACGUUAUCAAAAUUUAAAUCAUAUAAAAAAGAAAAAAUUAGUUUGAAACAAAAAUUAAUAGAACAAAUAAAUGAAACGUAUCCCAGUUCACCGGUAACAACUGUUACAAGAAAUUCAUCAUUAUUAGUUCCACAAUCUCCUCGAUCAAAUAUUUCAACAACUCGUGAUAUUACAUUUAAAUAUUCUCCUGUAGAACCAAAACCAAUAUAUACAUCAAUUAUGUCUUUUACAAAUACAAAAAAUCCGUCAAAACACUGUUCAUCAUCAUUGUAUGUAUUAAGUGGACCAAUUUAUAUAGACUGUACAACAGACAGAUUAAAAAAAACAUUUAGUGUUGGACCUCAUUGUAAAAGAAAACCAAUAACAUUUCAUUCACAACAAUCGUUAUAUGAUAAUAAUACAGAACAAAUUUGGAUAAAACGUCAUUUAUCCAAUAGUACUAUUGAAAAACAUUUCGAUCAAGAAAAACCGCUUUUAUGGAAAGAAAUAAAUGACAUUACUGUAUAA
This is a messenger RNA of Rotaria sp. Silwood2, 1788 nucleotides long. The record is from the annotation of a GenBank genome assembly. NCBI's taxonomy places the organism in Eukaryota, Metazoa, Rotifera, Eurotatoria, Philodinida, Philodinidae.